CUAGUGUCGACGCACGCCUGCUGGACGCAUCUCGAGCUCACAUUGAGUCCCUGGGCGACAAGGCCGAAGACGCCUUCUACACUAUCGACCUGCAGCACGUUGCGAGUCAAUAUCGACGCAUGGUGACGCAUCUUCCGCGUGUGCUUCCCUUCUAUACCGUCAAGUGCCACCCGGACACGCACGUCUUGGCGCUGCUAGCUAAACUCGGUGCUGGCGUGGAUUGCGAGUCAAUCGGAAGUGGCGAUGUCACUAAGCCACGGAGUACCGCCUGAGCGCAUCAUCUUCGCCAACACGAUGAAGCAGCGCUCGCACUUGCGCUUUGCUCGCGAGCACAACGUGCCUCUCACGGUAUUCGACUCGAUGGACGAGCUUGUCAAGAUUAAGCGCGAGUUUCCCGAGGCGAAGCUGGUGUUGCGUCUACAAGUCGACGACUCCAAGGCGCGUCAUCAAUUCGGACCAAAAUUCGGUACUCCAAUGGCUGACGUCCCGGCACUACUGGAGACAGCAAAGAGCCAAGAACUUAACGUCAUUGGCGUGUGUUUCCAUGUCGGUGUCGGUGUCGGUGUCGGUGUUCUAGAAGCAAGUGCGUUUGUUGACGCGAUUGAACGUGCCAAGCAAGCGUUCACCAUGGGUCUGAACGCAGGAUACAAGUUUACACUACUGAAUCUUGGCGGUGGCUUCGCUGGUGACGACCUGGGGCCUGUCACUUUUGAAGCUGCAGCACGAGCUAUAAACGGUGUGCUAGAUCAACUCUUUCCCGAAAGCAGCGGGGUGAAAAUCAUCUCCGAACCGGGAAGAUAUUUUGUGUCAGCGUGCGCCACUCUCAGCGUCAACGUAAUCGGGAGAAAGGUGGAUCCAGAGCUCACCGUGAGUGCACAAUCUUCCGCGGAAGGAAACGCUGAUCUGCCACGUUACAUGUACGUAGUGAACGACGGCAGACACGGAUCUUUCAGUACGCCACACUUGUGUGUGGUGUCUACUCCCGUAGUACUGAAAACAGCCAACGCUGAUGAGUCGAAAGCUGUGCCGUGCAGUGUGUGGGUUGGUGACUGGAUCGCAUUUCCCAGCAUGGGAGCCUACAGCUUCGCGACAGGCUCCACCUUUAACGGAUUCUCACUACACGGAGAGCUUCGAGUAAAACCCACAGAAAAAAGCUUAUUUAAAGCCACAAAUAACUUUCGUGUGACCUAA
This is a messenger RNA of Phytophthora infestans T30-4, 1191 nucleotides long. Its product is annotated as ornithine decarboxylase, putative. Bases 295 to 1191 code for a protein of 298 amino acids. NCBI's taxonomy places the organism in Eukaryota, Oomycota, Peronosporomycetes, Peronosporales, Peronosporaceae. Gene Ontology annotation, cellular component: cytoplasm. Gene Ontology annotation, molecular function: ornithine decarboxylase activity. The transcript is spliced from 2 exons. The record is from RefSeq and is a predicted model, not a curated record.